GAGAAAAAUUUAUUAAUAAUAGCGUGUGUGUGUGUGUGUGAUUUUUUUUUUUAAUUUAAAAAUAAAUCGGGACAUUCUGAAACCCAUUUUUAUUUUUAUUCUCUUUUUUGACAGCAAAUGAUGAGUGAUGAAGAAAUUCAAGACCACACGUUAGAUAUUUUAGGUCCAACUUCUUCUAAUAACAACAUACUUGACUAUUAUGAUGAACGAACGAAUAUAACAUCUGAUGAGUUUUUACAUGAUCCAACACGAAGUGAAGAAUACGAUGACGAUGAAAUAAUGUCUUUGCCACCCGUUUCCGGUUUUGGUGAAAGACAAGAUGAAGAAGACGAAUAUGACAAUGAAAAUGAUGAAAGAAGAAAAGAAGAAAGUGAACUUGAUGAAACAAAAUCAGAAGAUCUUGCAAAAGAAAGUAAUGCGCUUUUCAUCUAUCGUGAAACACUUCCAAAUCGUGAGCAAAUUGCUUUAGGGGGACGUGAAAUUGCUGAAAAUGAUGCUAUCUGGAGUGUUUCUUCUUUUAGACCUCAUUGGGGACCCGAUAAAUUAAGGGACAACAAUGCUUUGACAUAUUGGCAAUCUGAUUGUCCUGAUCCAAAAUUGAAUCAUACAAUUGAUCUCCUAUUCAAACAAGCUACUUUAAUUAGACAAGUAUCUAUAUUCAUUGAUUACUUUCAAGAUGAAAGCUAUACCCCGAAAACAAUAUCUAUUAGAGGAGGAACAACAUUUAGAGAUCUUCAAGAAAUAAUACAAAUAGAAUGUGAUCAAAUCGUUGGUUGGAUUAAUAUAGAUGUAACCUCCAAAAAUGAUGGAAAUCCUUUUCGUUUAUUUAGGCUUCAAAUUGCUAUAUUAAAUACACAUUUAAAUGGACGAGAUACGCAUAUACGACAAUUAAAAGUAUUUUCCGCCUUAUCACCAUAUUCGCAAGAUGAAGAAGAAAAAGAAAGAAAGUUACAAGAAGAAAGAACUUUGUUACAAAAACGUCGUGUUACCAAUAAAGGUUUACGGUAAUAUAUUAUUAACCAAUCAAAAAGUUGUAUUUUUGAAGUUUCAAAAUAAA
Molecule: messenger RNA, 1057 nt
Organism: Cokeromyces recurvatus
Lineage: Eukaryota; Fungi; Mucoromycota; Mucoromycetes; Mucorales; Mucoraceae
Product: anaphase-promoting complex, subunit 10-domain-containing protein
Exons: 5
Coding region: 118-1008 (296 amino acids)
Biological process (GO): protein K11-linked ubiquitination; anaphase-promoting complex-dependent catabolic process
Cellular component (GO): anaphase-promoting complex
Source: RefSeq, a predicted model, not a curated record